Molecule: messenger RNA, 2037 nt
Organism: Aspergillus nidulans FGSC A4
Lineage: Eukaryota; Fungi; Ascomycota; Eurotiomycetes; Eurotiales; Aspergillaceae
Gene: clf1
Product: protein clf1
Exons: 2
Coding region: 16-2037 (673 amino acids)
Biological process (GO): mRNA splicing, via spliceosome; cis assembly of pre-catalytic spliceosome; RNA processing
Cellular component (GO): chromatin; U2-type catalytic step 2 spliceosome; Prp19 complex
Molecular function (GO): chromatin binding; DNA replication origin binding
Source: RefSeq, a predicted model, not a curated record
CCAGCUCUCUCAGAUAUGGAGGCAUCGCGCGGGCCCCCUAGGGUCAAAAAUAAGGCUCCUGCACCUGUCCAGAUCUCAGCGGAGCAGCUGCUCCGUGAGGCUGUUGACCGGCAGGAGCCCUCACUACAGGCGCCUACGCAACGGUUCGCGGAUCUAGAGGAAUUACACGAAUACCAGGGUCGCAAGAGGAAGGAAUUUGAAGACUAUGUACGACGGAACAGGAUUAACAUGAACAAUUGGAUGCGUUAUGCCGCAUGGGAGUUGGAACAAAAAGAAUUCCGCCGGGCACGAUCGAUCUUCGAACGAGCGCUGGACGUCGACUCGACCUCUGUGCCACUAUGGAUCCGAUAUAUCGAAUCCGAAAUGCGAAAUCGAAAUAUUAAUCAUGCGAGGAACUUGCUUGACCGCGCGGUCACGAUUCUGCCGCGUGUGGAUAAGCUCUGGUACAAGUAUGUCUAUAUGGAAGAGACUCUGGGGAACAUUCCUGGUACACGGCAGGUCUUCGAGCGCUGGAUGUCGUGGGAACCGGAUGAGGGUGCAUGGAGUGCGUAUAUCAAGUUGGAGAAGAGGUACAAUGAGUUUGAGCGGGCAAGGGCGAUCUUCCAGCGGUUCACGAUUGUGCACCCAGAACCGAGAAACUGGAUUAAAUGGGCUCGCUUUGAGGAGGAGUAUGGUACUAGCGACUUGGUAAGAGAGGUAUAUGGGUUAGCUGUGGAGACGCUGGGUGAGGACUUCAUGGACGAGAAACUGUUCAUCGCCUACGCCAGGUUCGAAACGAAGCUAAAGGAGUAUGAGCGCGCGAGAGCUAUUUACAAGUACGCUCUUGACCGGUUACCUCGCUCGAAAUCGAUUACUCUCCACAAGGCGUACACCACGUUUGAGAAACAAUUCGGUGAUCGCGAGGGUGUGGAGAAUGUCAUUCUCGCGAAGCGUAGGGUCCAGUACGAGGAGCAGCUCAAGGAAAACCUGCGCAAUUAUGAUGUCUGGUUCGACUUUGCGCGCUUGGAAGAACAAUCAGGGGACCCAGAACGAGUGCGCGACGUGUACGAGCGGGCAAUAGCGCAAAUUCCUCCUUCCCAGGAGAAACGACACUGGCGACGAUAUAUCUAUCUAUGGAUCUUCUAUGCCCUGUGGGAGGAAAUGGAGGCCAAAGACAUCGACCGCGCUCGUCAAGUCUAUACAGAAUGCCUGAAACUGAUUCCCCACAAGAAGUUCACAUUUGCCAAAGUGUGGCUUAUGAAAGCGCAGUUUGAAGUGCGGCAGCUGAACCUCCAAGCUGCGCGUAAGACUCUGGGCCAAGCAAUUGGUAUGUGCCCAAAAGACAAACUGUUCCGUGGUUACAUCGACCUGGAACGGCAACUAUUCGAAUUUGUACGGUGCCGGACGCUGUACGAAAAGCAAAUCGAGUGGAAUCCGUCCAACAGUCAAUCUUGGAUACAGUACGCGGAAUUGGAACGCGGCCUAGAUGAUACCGAGCGUGCGCGAGCCAUCUACGAGCUUGGCAUCGACCAGCCAACCCUCGACAUGCCGGAGCUUGUCUGGAAAGCCUACAUCGACUUCGAAGACGAUGAAGGUGAAUACGAGCGCGAGCGGCAACUCUACGAGCGCCUUCUGCAGAAAACAGAUCACGUCAAGGUCUGGAUCAACUACGCACGCUUUGAGAUCAACGUUCCAGACGAAGAGGAAGAAGAGGAAGAGGAAGAGCGCCCAAUCAGUGACGAGGCCAAGCGGCGUGCCCGAGCUGUCUUUGAGCGUGCACACAGGGUCUUCAAGGAGAAGGAGCUCAAGGAAGAACGAGUGGAACUGCUCAACGCGUGGCGGGCGUUUGAACAUACACACGGGUCACCAGAAGAUAUCGACAAGAUCGAGAAACAGAUGCCCCGGCGGGUCAAGAAGCGGCGCAAGCUGGAUGACGACCGGUACGAAGAGUACAUGGAUUAUGUGUUCCCAGCGGACGACCAGUCGGCAGCAAACCUCUCAAAGCUGUUGCGGAUGGCGCAUCAAUGGAAGCAGGAGACUGCGGGUGGACAGCAAUAG